UUCCCGGCCCAAGGGCCCCUUGCCCACCCCACUCACGGGGCAAAGCAGAUAAGAUUUGUGGGUAAAAUUCAAAAUGGCCGACAAAAAGCAAGUUGGAAUUAUUUUUCAACCAGCCCGUAUCUUCGUACAAUCACUUUUCUAGCUCCUAAGGCCCAAUUCGAUUUACUAUUCGAAUACCUUAUGGAAGGGCGAUUUGUUGUAAAGGAAGGUUGGGCUGUGAAGGAAAGUGGACAAGCAGUGCUUGGUCAGACUAACUGGAGAAAGCGAUGGUGUCAACUUGUAAGAGGUUCACAGGGAACAUUCUGGUCUUACUACAGGUAUCAUAGACUACAUAAUAAGCUUUGCUGCAAACAAGUAUUAAUAUUUAACGAAUCUUGAAAGUUUAUAGCAAUUACCUCGAAGACAACGUUAUUAAUAUUCAUGUCAACGUGAUAAGCGCGUGAGAGAACCGGCUGCAUGCGAGGCUCGGCCAUCCUAUUUAGUUAGCUAACAGUUAGCUUACCUUUAGCGGACUUUGGACCACUGGCGCUGCUCUCCUACUGUCUUUGUUAUUGUAAAGCUUUUGUUCCAUUAUUCAUGGUUUGCAUUGAAAAUAAUAUUCAUGCUGGCAGGUAUUUUUGUCAAAGAGCUUGUUUUUAAAUUUAAAAGCUUAUUUUAAACACUAAACAAAUUUUGCCCCUGCAGGUUUUGCCCGCCGAGGAGGUCUGAGAAAGCACCCUUUUAUUCUCCACAUAUAGUUUUAAUUACUCUAAUUCAGGGAUAGUCUGCUACACAGCCGUUUUUAGAGAGGUCACGCAAUGCUCCUCCCCACUAACGCCUGCUGAAAACCGAACUACAUUCCUUUCCUGUGAUAAGCCAAUUAUAAUUCAGCUCCCAUUUUCUGGAAGGUGUUCGCGCCACGUUUGCGGUACUGUGACUCCUCCAAUCACAGAUUUGCUUUUGUCGGUGCCCCAUGGGUGAAUGACAGAGUUAUCAAAAUCGUCGCGCGGAAACAAGCAAGAAAACAAGUUUAGUCUUCACAGAACACAAUGAGCGCAUCCGGCACAUUCUUCAUUACAUAUCAGUGCAUAUGCACGUUAAAUGAAGAAGCAACCGAUCCUGGUAAAAGUCUUCUAGGCCUAUCUAACCUUUUUUUCACUUGGAACUUUCUUGACCGCUUAAAACAAACUUUUUUGCAAAUUAACCUUUUCGUUGGUUGAAAACACAGAGCCCGUCUAAAUUCAGCGACGAUUGAUUGAUUUGUCAAAAACUGAGAAGCGUGCUCGCUUCCUAGCGCCCUGCGGCUCACGUAUUGUCAAAUCUCUCAUACAUGAUUGGCUUGUUCGUUAGACCACAAACGCAAAGGGAAAGGAAUGUAGUUCGGUUUUUAGCAGCCGUUUGUGGGGAGGAGCGUUGCAUGACGACACUAAAAACGGCUGUGUAGCAGAUUCAUGGACAGACCAUUAGAAAACUAAUGUGGGGGGAGGGAGUACAAAAAAACUACAUUAGAACCCUGGUAACCCACACUCUGAAGGGAAAUGAAGUGGGAUUUAGCAAGGGUUCAAGUUGACGGGGUCAAUUGCAAAAUUCAAUGCGCCAUAUUAAAAAUUCGUAGUUUCUAAUUUUUCAGCACUUUAGGGUAUAGUGAAGUGCAAAUUUAACGUAUUUUAUCAGAAACAGUAACAUGAUUUUAAUAUAGGCAUUUUUCAUGAGGAAAUGUGAUCUGUUUGUCGGACCAAUUAAAAUCAAAUAAUUUGAUGUAGUGUUGACCAGUGUUACUUCAAGUGUUGUUACUGAUUAUACAAAAAACUAAUGGGAUGGCAUCCGAGUGGAGUCACAAGAACCAGAAUUCGAGCUAUCAGGGUAAAUUUCAGUGAAUUUAUGACUUAGGGAAAUGAAACUUAGUUCAAGUUAGUGGGGAAUUCGAGUUAACCGAGUUUUCGAAUUAACCAUAAGGGAAAUUAAAAUAAGAUGAAAAAAAAAUUCAUGCCUGCAUGCCAAGUAACCCAUAAAAAAACAUCAUGCACUGGCCUAAAAAUGCAAGACAGAUGUUAACUUAAAAAAAUUCAUGUGGCUCAAAAUUUCUUCUUCUGCGUCAUGAAGCUAGGAGAGAUACCUUUAUUUGCGGGCUAAGUAAAAAUUUACAAAGUAGUUUAAGAUAACAUUAAAAUGGUCUUACAGUCCACCUUGGAGACAGAGAACUUCAUAUUCUAGAAAAAGGUUUUUUUAAAAGAAAAGACUUUGCCAAGAGUGAUUUGCACUCACAAUGGAUGUACAGAUGAUAACAAAUGCAUCAUUCCCCUACUAUCGGUUAGCAAAUUCAUAAAAGUUUUUCUGUUUUGAUUAUGUUGUAAAACCACUAACUGGUAAAUGUUUCUUCUAUUUUAGAAAAAUGGAUGAUAUUGCUCUUGAUCAGCCUGCUGGAAGAAUAGAGUUGGAUUCAACUUGUAAGAGUUUGUGGAUAUUAGGAAUAAAAAAUUAACAGUUUCAAGUCUUGACAUCUGAAUACAGUUGGACCUUCCACAACUGACCACCCAAAACAUUAAAUUUAGUGGUCAGGCAUGGGAGGUAUUUGCCUAAAAGAGUCAAACCACACGGGAUCUUUGAAAUAGACCUUAAAACUCUAUGGGACUAUAGCAAAUUCAACUUCGUCAUAUAAGUGUACGGGAACUUACACUAUGAACCAUGCGAUGGAUUCAGCAAAUGGCAAACUAGACCUAUCCAUAUAUUAUGAUGAAUUAGGCAGCCCUAAAAAUCCUAAGAGGAAAGAUUUUUAUGAAAUAUUGCAACACUGGACUCAAAUUUUGAAACAAAACAAUAUAGAGUAUAUCUUGGCGUAUGGUAGUCUCCUAGGAGCGAUGCGAGAUGGUGAUGUCAUUCCCUAUGAUUCAGACAUCGAUGUUCUCGUCGAUCACAAGUAUUUUUCGAUCCUUAAAAGGCUUUCAGUAAAGACGUAUACUUUUGAAGGAGAAUUUGCUGCAUGCAAUUUUUAACUUACGAUAUGUUAAGCUCCUUGUUGUCACUAAAUGUUCUUUGUAUACUUUGAGUAGCCUAGUACAUACAGGGAAUAUCGAGCGUAUCAGACCAGUGGUUGCUUACAAGAGGUUAAAAACAAUUGAAUAUAUUUUUAAAGAAAUGUUUCUCCAAAAAGUGGUUGUGGUUGCUUACAAGAGGUCUUAGUUUCUGAGAUGUUCAAUUAAAAUCCAUGAUAGUAAUAUGAGUGGGAAAAUUUUGGUGUUUUGGGUAGGUGGUUGCUUUCUAGAAGUGGUCACACAUGGAGGUUCGACUGUAGCUUUGAAUGAAGUCUGUUUUGAUUUAAACAGGAAAUUUAUCUCUGUAGUGGCUGCCAACAGACAUAAUUAUUAUGGCUCUUGGGAGACAAUGAAUUACAAAUUUUAUUCACUGAAUGGGUUUUAUUUGAAUGAACUUCCCAAGAAUUUGUCCACAGACUACUGGAAAAACCAUAUUACAUGUUUGCAUUUAUUAACUCUGGGAAGAAAAGGGAUAAACUCAAACAAGCAAUAGAAUAGUGAAGGGCUUGGAACUUUUUCUCGGCUGAUUUUGACAUGAUGACCUGACUUAUUGAGUUGGUGGAUACUAUGGUCAAGAUUUGUUUAUGUUUGUCGUUUUCUUUUUUUGUUUUCAGUUCUAUGUAAAAUUAUCUUUCCCUUUUCCUCAGCCCUUGAAAUGCUGCAAUUUUAUUAGUGAGUUGAAAAUUGUUGCUUUUAUCUGGAAAACAACAACUCAUCGUUUAAAGCUUAGUCUUUAUUUUUUUCCAGAUGCAGCACGUGAGCUUGAAGAAGGAGAGAGGAAAAAGAAGCCAAACUGCUUUGCUCUAGGACCAGUGUUUGACAACUUUGCUAGGAGAACGUACUACAUUAGCUGUGGUGAGUUAUUAACAAAAUUAAACUAUAAUGUUGACCAACUAUUGCCCAAUAAUUGUUAAGUGAAUACAUUACAUUUCAAUGUAUGCAGGGAUUUGUAAAAGGCAGGAAAACACAAGCAUUUAAGUCAUGAACUUGUAAGAACUUGAAACUUGCUAUACAUAUCACCCCUAGUAAAAGUUUAUUUUCAAGGAAAAAAAUGGAUUGUAUUAAUCCUUGUAAGUUACUAAAUGACAAACAUUUAGGGAAGGUGUUGUCAAUGCUGUCAUUUAAACCCAUCAACAAUAGAUGGGUGUGGAGAAGGUGCUUGAUGAAACAGAAGGGGGAUGCAAGCGAUCCACCGACCAGGCACAGUCACACUGAGAACCUUAGUGGAAAUAGGUGCAGGUACUUACCAAAAAUAGCAUCUAGAGAGGAGGGAGGGUUGGGGCAAAAAACAACUAUAACUACUGCAUGCAAAAGUAACGUCAGCAAAAUGAUUGAUUCCUGCAAAAGCGCUGUAAAAUCACUAAGGCCCUGCUAAACCCCAAGACUGCCCCACAUACAAUUGGUGGUGGAGAUCUGCUGGCCAGCAUUGUCUCAUGUUUAACCACACCUUAAUUACAUUUAGCCACAUUAAACUUAAACCUGUCAUUGGCCCUUCUACUCUUGACUAGUAAGCUGGAUUCUCAAGCCCUGAAGAUGUCUCUGAGAUUUCUCUCCUUUUUAACUAAAACCAGUGAGAAUGGGGUCAGCCUCCUAUCAGUGUUGUAUGUGUUUGGAGGCCAAUUGUGACAUAAUUUUUAAGGAAAAACUAAGAUUUCCUAGUGCCCAAGAGCAAAAGUAAAGUGCUAGGGUCAUCAGCUGCUGCUAGAGCACAGCCCUGCUAAAAAGUAGGUUCUCCUCGUGCAUCCAAUUCAAUACAGACACCUUAAAAUUUCAAAUUAGGUCUGACUGAUCUCUUUAUUUCUAUAGAUUGUAAUUUCUGAAAUAUAUUCUGUUAAGCAUAAAGCUACUGUAGUGUUGGCAUAGCCUGACAGCAUUAUAAUAGUAUUUCAGCUGGCAUAUUGUCUAUUUUCCAGAAACUAUGGAUGAGAAACUUAGCUGGAUGGAAGUGUUAAAUGCUUCAACAGAAUCUCAAACAGGGAAUCAAGAUAAAUUUGAAAGGGGGAGAAAAAGUGUCAGACAGAGGCUAAACAGAAGAGUGAGUAUGUGACCUCCUUAUAAACCAUAUUACAAGGGACCUUAAGCAAUAACGUUAAUGACAUAAACAACAAAUAAAUGUCCAAAUGCAAUCUGUUUAGUGAGCAAAACAGCAUCUUGGUAUUGACAUAAUGAAGAGAUCGAAGUUUGAAUUGAUCAAGUCUGACAUGUCGUAUUUUGGUUGACUCAUGAAUUAAGAUUGAGUCGACCACAUGAGAAUUUCAACUGUGGGGCACUUCAUUUCAAAUGUCGGAACUUCCCAUGUGCCGAACCAAAUGCAUAAAUGUCUGAUUCAACCACUGAACUUGUAUCAUUUUAAUCAACCUAAAUAUAAAGUAUUAAAGGAGCUGUGUCACGAAAUUCAGCCAAAUUAGGAAAUUACAAAAUGCCCAUUAAAUUAAGAGAAACAUAAAAAUAAUUGCUUAAAACUUUAACGGACAGUUAAAAUAACAUAACAGAAACAACAGAUGCGACAGAUGGGCAAAACUGAAGAAGACUGAAACGGAUUGAAAUCAGGGUUUUUGAAAAUUAACUGUUCAGCCUAACAGUUUUUCAAAGUUGAUCCCUGCUGCUUGCAACUUCAAAAAUAGUUCUCAGGAGACAUAUUUAUUUGUCUUGGAUCUCUGAUUUUGUCAUUUACAUGUAAUUUCUUUGCUUACUUUAGGUUCCAUAGCAAUUGAGGGCAAGUAAUGUGCAAAAUUAAACAAAAUGAACUGGACUGCACAGCCCCUUUAAGUUCAGUACAUGAAAAAAUCGAUGUUUGAACUGGGCCCAAGACUGUCUGUUAAUUGUCAACAAGAAGCAAGUUCUUCUGAGUGGAGUUAUUUUCAUUCACAUCCUAAGAACAUUUUGAUAUAUAUAUAUAUAUAUUCAUAUUCAAUUGCUUAACUUAAAAAUUUCAUGUUGGGGCUGGAAUCAGUGCUCAGCCAUUUUGCCAGUCUGCUGACCUCAACAAGCAUGUAGCUGAAUUUUACUUAUGGUCAAAUGUUGAUAAAAUUAUUAUUUUUUUGUGUGUGUGUGCUAUUCAGUCCAGAGGUGGAAACAAAAAGGAAGUUGAUGGGCCACAGGAAAGCAUAUCAUUAGAUCCCCUGCAAAGAAUGGAAGUAAGUUUGGAUUACAUUGGCCUUGUUAAAUUUCCUGCACAUUUUUUAAAGAAUCAGUACACAGACCAUUUCACGUGGCAGUUAAAACCCACAGAACUGGUUUAUUGUCAAAAAAAUAGAUUUUUUACGACAAAGAUAAUAACUGUGCUUCUAUUAGAAUUUGAAUCCAUUACAAACUAUGAGCCACAUAGCUAUGGAGAAAAUACUUGUUUUAUUAAGAAUAUUAAUGAAAAUAUAACAAUAUUAUUUUCCACAUCAGCCUAUUUAACAAAAUUAGAUUCCAUUUUUUUUACUUUGUUUAGUAAAUAUUAGCGAGUUUAAGAUGCCACAAUGGCGACGGUGGCAAAAACGUCACUUAAAAUGUGACUGCAUUCUAUGAAACUUCAGUGGGAUUAUCCCAACUCCCUCACUUUGUCCAAUGUAGGCAAACUUUCCUGGAGUUAAUUCUUAAGAAAGAUAUUCAAGUUUAAAGAGAGAAAGAGGAAUUCGUCGUCAUACGUUUACGUUGUCAAUAAAACGUGAAAUUGUUGUAGUCGUGCAGUGACGGCCAAGAAUUGUACAAAAAAGCAUGAUGCACAUGCAAGUUGUUGUUUUGCUUCCCUGAACCUAUUACUUUUUUCAUGUUCUCAUUUUCGUCGUCGUAGUGACAUCUUAAACUCCCCAUUGUUAUAGAUCACAGAUGACGUCAAAAUGUGAUAAAAACAAACAAAUGGGAAAUGAGACUCGGGCUCAAUGGUGUGCAGGAUAACCCAUACCCGGUCAUACCCAAGAAAGCCCACCUGGUUAGCUCAUUUGGAACAGUGCUGGCCUGCCAAGUGGGUGGGUACAUAGACCCUGGUUGUGUGACACCUACGUAGCUCUCUCAGUGGGGAAGGGAACUUUUACAGACCUUUACUAAUUGGCUUCAUUCUUUUUCAGAUACCCUGCCAAGAAUUGGCAGAGCUAAUAACUAACUUGAUUAUUAUUAGAAAGAAGAUAAAAGAGAGUGCUCAUUUUUAUUUUAUGACAUAAAGGAGACUUUGUCAAGUUCUGGCCACACAGACUUGUCUUUGUUUAAUUGCAGCAGUGGGAAAAGCUUUGCCAAAUCAUCAAUUGCCAAGAAUGGAAGAAAGCCGACAGCAAGAAUGGAGUAACAGUAUCACGACUUAGCUUUGCACGUAAUCAAAAGGCUGCUGUUAAGGUGAUUACAGUCAAGCAGAGGCAGUUUAGUAGCAUUUUCACUGAAGAAGGCCAUUUGUUUCAUGGCCGUCUUUCAGAGCUCAAAAAAAAUUUGAAUUUCAGCUUGUUUUUUGGGCAAGUAGUUCUCAAAUGUUGCUUGCCCAGGGUCACUUCUUGCUCAUCUAAACCUGCCAAGACCCUUGCUUAUUGGGCAAGUAAGCUUUACAAAUUACUUGCCCCGCAAGAAAAUCUACUUGUACCAGACUACUGGAUGGGAAUUUUUUGAUCCUUGAUCUUGAUAACCAUUGAAAAGGCUUGUUAUUAAUGUCACAUAUGCAUGCAUUGUCUAACUGUUAUAUGACAUUUAAACUCAGAGGUGACUCGAGCAAGCUGUAGAGCNGGGUCACUUCUUGCUCAUCUAAACCUGCCAAGACCCUUGCUUAUUGGGCAAGUAAGCUUUACAAAUUACUUGCCCCGCAAGAAAAUCUACUUGUACCAGACUACUGGAUGGGAAUUUUUUGAUCCUUGAUCUUGAUAACCAUUGAAAAGGCUUGUUAUUAAUGUCACAUAUGCAUGCAUUGUCUAACUGUUAUAUGACAUUUAAACUCAGAGGUGACUCGAGCAAGCUGUAGAGCUUAGCAAAAACAAACAAAGAAGCAAAAGGUAAGGCGGUAACAAAGCCGGGACCAUAUGGUGGUGUUUCAAACUCUUGAAAUAUUUCAGUGUAAUAUGGAAAUUUGUAAUUUUGCGCUCCCCAUUUGCCACACUGGUAUAAAAUUUGUGUGGCAUUAUUAAAUUUUAACAAUGCAGAAAUGCUGCAGUGCUGUACUCUAGAAUGAACCCUGCUUUGAAAUGUCUGUUGUUGUUGUUUUUUAAAAGGUUGAAGGAGUAGUGCCAGUUCCUCCAGAUGUAUUGUAUGACUAUCUCUGCCAAGCAAUGAACAAAGGAGGCAAGGUAAGUUGAUUUAGAUAUAAAACCAUAGUUAAUAGACUGGAAUGGUUAUGAAGCCCGUCAGAUGCCUUUGAUAUACAGUCAUACCUCCACUCACGGCCCCCUCUCCACAAAAGCAACCUCUCUACAACUGCCGCUUUUUUGGGCAGACAGUCCAUACAUUGACUCUUGCUUAAACCUGUUUACAACAGUCGCCUCUCUACAACGGCCACUUUAUUCUGUCCCCAAGGUGGCCGUUUUGGAGAGGUUCAACUGUAUGUUUUUGUGGACUUGACAAUGGUCCAGUUUCAAAUUUAAAAUUACCGCUGAAUACAAACAUUAAUGACACAUUUAUACAGGGUUAGCCUUGACGUCACCAGAAAUUCUAGCAAGUGAGUGUUUGAAAUUUGAAUAUACACAACAGACAGAGUAAUAAACCUGUAUUUUUCUCAUUGGAAUUUGUGAAUAGAUUACUUCAGAUGAAGGCUAAGCCUGUAAAAAUGCAUCUCGAAACUGGACUAUUCACAACAUUCAAUAGCAUUCCUAUCACUGAUUAUAUUGACCAAUAAAAACAUCCUGUUGAUGUUAAUAGAAUUUAUUCAAUCACAAUUUGUGAAAAAAAAACAAAGGAUUGUAAAUUGUCAGGGAGCUACAACAUAAACUGCGGCAUUGUUGUUUUCAUCUUUGAUAACCAGUUUUCAUACAACACCCUUCUCUAACACAGAAAACUUUCUAUGUCAUCUGUUCUCCACAUUUUAGGCUUUUCAUUGUCACUUGUAUGUUUGUAUUUUAUUAUAAUGGUUUUCUUUGGAACAUAUUCUAUUUCAGCUAGACCAGCCUUUUCGUGGCGAAAAAGUCUUACAAAAAAUUGAUGGUAACUCGAUUUCUGAAUUUUUUAUCCGUUUGUUUUGUUUGUUUGAAAGCAGGUGUCAGCUUUGUAACAGUUACAAUUAUAACCAUUACAAAAUCUAAUGAAUUUGAUUUUUCAUUUAUAAGGGUAAAGAUAAUUUAAGUUGUAAUUUUCAAUAACUUUUGUAAAUUGGAAUUUUGGUACUUUUUUUCUAGUUUUCUACAAUUUUUGUAAUUUUUCCUUUGCUUGUAAACAUGAAAUAAGGUGUUGCUGUAAAAUAAAAAUAAAAAAAAUUUAAUGAGUAAUAAUAACAUGACAUUUAUUACAUUUAUAUCUUGGAGAUCAAGGUUUUGGUCUGGCUAAUAAUUUACUUUGGUGUAUCUGUGUUCAUUGUACAUGUUCCUGUUCUCUGUCAUUAACAAUAAUGUUACCUUUUUAAAUUGUAGAUUCUAUUCCACAUUCUUGGAUUGUGUAUAACAGAUAUACUCUUCCUUUGCCCAGUGCGUCCCCAAGGGAUGUUUGUUUGCAGAGAAUGUGGAUGCCAUCAUAUUUGACCAGAAAUGGAACAUCAGGUACCUAUGCUAGAUUUUUAAAGAAAAUGGCUUGAACAUACUGGUACUAUCAAACUUUUCGUAUUAGAGAGAUGAAAAUGUUCGUUAUGUUGAAAGCAUACCACAAAAAAUAACUGGGAAUCCUGGCUAGCAGUUCUGUUUGACCUGUGUACCAUGUGCCAACCCUCCAAGUUGCGACCAUUUUGGUGGCCAUGGCGCCUAAAAUUUUGGAGCUGGCGACUUGAUUUGUAAAAAAUUCUCCCUAAGCCAAAAGAGUUGGUGGCCAAAUGGCGACCGAGCAAAAACUUUAACUUGGAGGGUUGUGUGCUAGUCAGUCCCUUUGUCACUGAGCUCUGGAGAGAUGCAUGGUAAGCUAAAGCAUUUGAAAAUAGUUUCUGCUUGUUUUCCAAUGCAUCGCAGGCAGUCAAAGCUUAUGCCUGUCUUAUCCUGGCAGGAGCUUGAGUUGCUUGCUCAUAUUUUUUUUGUCAAAAAAGACGCUUGACACAAAGCAUUAGUUACCAGUAAAAAAACCUUCUGUCAACAGUUUAACAUUGUCAGUAAUUGUGAGUUAAACAGUAAAUAUUAUUAUAGUCUAUGUGAAUUACAUGUAUUGGUUUUCCUAAUACAAAAAAUCUAUUUUAGGAUUGGUGUUAUGGUCUACAAAUCAUUCACAGACACCACAAGAGAAGGUAUGUGUAUCAGAAGGACAAAACUCCUUUUUAUGUAAUUUUAUUGUAAAACAUGCUGAAAUUUAUUCCAAAAACGACUGUCCAUUUUUUCUCUUUUAGAGUCACUGGCGACCCAAGCUCAAUAUGAGAGUUUAAUCAUUAAUACAUGUGGUUUCAUUUUGCGUAAUCCUUUAAAUGGCCGUGAACAUAAAGGAUUUGUAUGGGAAUUCACGUAAAUGANAUGUAAUUUUAUUGUAAAACAUGCUGAAAUUUAUUCCAAAAACGACUGUCCAUUUUUUCUCUUUUAGAGUCACUGGCGACCCAAGCUCAAUAUGAGAGUUUAAUCAUUAAUACAUGUGGUUUCAUUUUGCGUAAUCCUUUAAAUGGCCGUGAACAUAAAGGAUUUGUAUGGGAAUUCACGUAAAUGAUUUAAGAAUAUAAUUAUAUACUCGCUAGAAUUUUAAAUAAAAUACCUGGGAAAAUAUCCACACAGCAAACAAAAACAAGUAAAGUAAAUAAGGUAAGGCGUAUUUUAUUUAUAUUCUUGAAUUUUUUACCUGGAUUUUUAUACAAAUCCCUACAUGUUCAUGGUCAUUUUAAGGAUUAUGCGCUAUGAAACCACUUGUAUUGGACAACCCUCGGGCCGUCUGUGUUAGAGCCAACAACAUCCCAAUACAGUCAAUCAACUUUCCAUCCCAGACAAUUACUAGUGAGUCAAAUUUGCAGGUUGAUCUCGUAGGAGGUGGACUUGCUAUUGAGCAAAACGACUAUUCAUGCAGUUAGUGUUAUGCAUAAACUGUGUUUAUAAUUUCCAAGGUUAUGUUUGUUUUCAGGGUGUCAUAAGAGUGUUUGCAGGCUUGUCAGGAUUUGUGUUAUCACCAGUUCUCUCAACAGGUAUGCAGUAAAUUAUGUGAAGAAGUGCCAAAGAUACCCUGCAAGCAGAGGUUUUUCUCUUGCAUGGCUUUUAGCAUUUACCAAGUCGUUUGCCUCGCUUGUCAGUCACGUAGUUGGUUUAUAAAACAAACGACGCGAACGACUUCGUAAAUGCCAAAAGCCGUGCAAGAGAAAAACCCCUGCUCGCAGGGUAACUUUACAUUGAAAAGUAACUUGGUUUUGUUUUCCUUUUUUUCUUCUUCUUCUUCUUCUUCCAGAUAACGUGGUCCACGCAAAAGCAGCAAUAGUAGUGCAGAUUGAUCUUCAAGACUCCCUGCAAACAAUGCUCGAGGGAAGCUUUAAAUCGGGUAAAGUCUGA
Molecule: messenger RNA, 11557 nt
Organism: Porites evermanni
Lineage: Eukaryota; Metazoa; Cnidaria; Anthozoa; Scleractinia; Poritidae
Source: the annotation of a GenBank genome assembly